AUGGCCUCAAUUGCUCGGUCCCUGCGCGUCGCCGCCCCUCUGGCUAGGGCAAUCGCUCCUCGCGCUCCCAUCAUCCGCGCCCGAGCUUUCUCCUCCACCCAACUAAGUACGGUCAUCAAACAUCCAAUCGUCACUGUCACUAACAAGCUAGGCCUCGCUCGCAGAUACACAAAGGACCACGAGUGGAUCGAUCUCUCCGCCGAUAAGAAGCACGGUUUCGUCGGUAUUUCAGAGUACGCUGCCGAGCAGCUCGGUGACGUCGUCUACGUUGAGCUCCCCGAAGCCGGUACCUGGGUUGAGCAAGGUGACGCUGUCGGCGCUGUUGAGUCAGUCAAGUCUGCUAGCGACAUCAACGCUCCUGUUCGUCUGCGCGUUCUUCAGAUCAACGACAACCUCGAAGAGAAGCCUUCCACGAUCAACAAGGUGCCCGAAGACGAUAGCGCUGGUGGUGGCUGGAUCGCAAAGGUCGAGGUUGACGAGGAGGGCGCCAAGCAGUUCGAGAAGCUCUUGGAUGCCGAGGCCUACAAGGCGUUUGCUGGAGCCGAAUAG
Fusarium coffeatum is the source of this 549-nucleotide messenger RNA. RefSeq lists its product as uncharacterized. Lineage: Eukaryota; Fungi; Ascomycota; Sordariomycetes; Hypocreales; Nectriaceae. Gene Ontology annotation, cellular component: cytoplasm; mitochondrion; glycine cleavage complex. Gene Ontology annotation, biological process: glycine decarboxylation via glycine cleavage system; protein lipoylation. The record is from RefSeq and is a predicted model, not a curated record. The transcript has a single exon. Bases 1 to 549 code for a protein of 182 amino acids.